CGCUGCCCGUUUAUAACCCUAGGUAGGAAAGUGAAGGCAAUAGAUCACAAAGAAAACGGUGAGGCCCAAUCUCACGAGAAUUAGAGGGCUCAGAGGUGGUGUUUUUUUUUGCCCUAUGUGCUGUUCUUGUAAACACAUUAUUUAACAGAGACUGGUUCAGCUCUACCAUCUUGACUCUUGACUUUCGAGCGGCAAUGUCAAUGGUGGAUUCAGAGAGUGUGGAAGGUUACAGGCCUCCUUCAGAAUUCGUGGAAGACAGUAAUGAAGCACUAGUUGAUCUUAACUUGACUGACUCCACCGAACUUUGGCUCCUUAAAUUGCCUUUUUCCAAUGAUUUGUUAUCUGACAUUGAUGGGCAGGAAUUGUCUCUCAACCUUCAUAAUGAUGGAAAACUGGCUAGCUUUGAGGGUUCAUCUGGGAAAGUAUAUGAUUUUGUCAGCUUUGCUGCCCAGGAGCCAGACGAAACAGUUUUUGUUUCCUCUGCUAUAGAACCAAAAAUUGCUGGAAAGAUUUCGCAGCGAAUUUCUGUUGUUCAUUACCCUGAUCCUAAAGAACUUGAAAAGCUCAAUUCAACCAACUCAAGACAAGCACAUCGAAAUUCUGCGGGAGUCACAGUGACAACUUCGUCCCGAUAUUUUCCUAUGCAAAGUGGUAAUCAUCGAAGCACACAAUCGUCAAAAGGUAGCAGACAGAAAAGCUCUUUAUCUGAAGUUAGUGAGCCAUCAAAUAUUCCAAAAAGCUCUAAAUCAGUCGACCCAUUUAAUCAGGACAAAUCUAAUGCAAAACAUCAUGGUCAUAGCACUGGCAUUUCCUCUCUGUCCUCUGAUGGAGGAAAAUCAAAGAGAAGAAAACAUAAGGAUUAAUGUUUGCUUUAGUUGCCAUUAGCCACAUUUAUAGUGUAAUAUUUAAAUGUUACAUUAUCACAUUAGUGCUUGCAAAAGGAUGAUAAAUUUGAAUGUUCCAUUCUCUUUCAAUUUUUUAUUUGGUUCAGUUGGACAAUGUUCACUGAUGUAAUGACCUUUUUCUCGUCAUUCUUGCCCCUCUUACAUAUUGAAGGUAGAUA
This is a messenger RNA of Gastrolobium bilobum, 1063 nucleotides long. RefSeq names its product mediator-associated protein 2. The transcript has 6 exons. Bases 195 to 863 code for a protein of 222 amino acids. The record is from RefSeq and is a predicted model, not a curated record. Lineage: Eukaryota; Viridiplantae; Streptophyta; Magnoliopsida; Fabales; Fabaceae.